This is a messenger RNA of Rubroshorea leprosula, 1748 nucleotides long. NCBI's taxonomy places the organism in Eukaryota, Viridiplantae, Streptophyta, Magnoliopsida, Malvales, Dipterocarpaceae. The record is from the annotation of a GenBank genome assembly.
AAGCAAACCCAUCUCUACUCCUAAAAUAUUUGUCCCUACCAUUCAUUGCAUAUAUCAAAUACCAUGUCUAUUCUCUUUGUGCAUGCAUAAACAUAUAAAUACAAUCCCGUUUGUUCUGCCAGUACUGAGAAGGGGGCAUUGGAUCUUUUUCCUUUUUGAUUUUGGGAUGGACAAGUUGUAUGUGUUUCUUUUCUCUGUCCUGUUUUCUGCUUCUCUUUCUCAUGGAGCCAUAGGGAGGGUUAGGAGCAGCAGAGAUGGAUUAGAAGAUUGGGGAUAUGUUCAAGUCAGACCCAAAGCACAUAUGUUUUGGUUGCUGUACAGGAGUCCUUAUAGAGUUGAGAAUCCUUCCAAGCCAUGGCCAAUCAUUCUUUGGCUUCAAGGUGGACCUGGUUCUUCGGGAGUUGGGAUUGGAAAUUUUGAGGAAAUUGGGCCAUUGGACACCAACUUAAACCCGAGAAAUUCAACGUGGUUGAAGAAAGCUGAUCUUUUGUUUGUGGACAAUCCAGUGGGAACAGGAUACAGUUUUGUGGAGAAAACAAACUUGUUUGUGAAGACUGAUGAGGAGGCAGCAACAGAUUUAACUACAAUGCUAAUGACACUGUUUAAUAAAAAUGAGGAGCUCCAGAAGAGCCCUCUCUACAUUGUAGCAGAGUCUUAUGGAGGAAAAUUUGCUGUCACUCUCGGAUUAUCCGCUAUAAAAGCCAUUGAAGCUGGCAAAUUGAAGCUCAAACUUGGAGGAGUUGCCUUGGGAGAUAGUUGGAUCUCUCCAGAGGACUUUGUUUUUUCUUGGGGAUCUUUGCUCAAGGAUGUAUCACGGCUUGAUAACAAUGGAUUACAGCAAUCAAACAGUCUUGCUGAGGAGAUCAAACAGCAACUUAGAGAUGGGAAAUAUGUUAAUGCAACAUCUACAUGGACUGAACUUGAGGAUGCAAUUUUCACAAGCAGCAAUUAUGUGGACUUGUACAAUUUUCUUCUAGAUUUAGAUAUGGAUCCGGUGUCCAUGGCAGCAUCAGAAAUAUCAGACGAAAUUGCAUUGAGUAAAUACUCAAGAUAUCUGAAGAAAUAUUCAAGAUAUUUAAGCUCCUUGAGGUCUGCUCCAGGUGGGAAUGGUAGUGAUCUUGAUAGUUUAAUGAAUGGUGUCAUUAGGAAGAAGCUAAAGAUCCCAUCCAACAUUUCAUGGGGUGGGCAGUCAGAUUAUGUUUUUUCAAAUUUGGCUGGUGAUUUCAUGAAACCAAGGAUUAAUGAGAAAGAUAAAUUCCAAAUUAAUGAUAUCAAUUUUAUGUUUUUGGUUGAUGUGUUGAAUUGCAUUUCUCUAUUCAGGUGGGAAGGAUUGCAAAAAUAUAAGAGUAGGGAGAGAACUCCUCUCUAUUGUGGGAAUGACAAAGUUACAAAAGGGUUCACCAAGUCAUACAAGAAUUUUCACUUUUAUUGGAUUCUUGGAGCUGGACAUUUUGUGCCGGUGGAUCAGCCUUGUGUUGCAUUAAACAUGGUGGGUGCCGUGACACAUUCACCGGCUGCUUAGAAUGAGAUUUAUUAAAGUGUAAUUUACAAAGGUCGAACGAGAAACAGACGAUCACGUUCUGCAGCCAAGCUUGGUUAACGAAGGGCACUGUCGCAAUUUAUUACAACAACCGCUAAGAGAAGUCGUCCUUUUUUUUUCUUUUUUUUUUAACAAGGCUGAAUAAUUUGUUUCUCAGUGAUAUUUUCACUAUUUUUCAGAAAGGAAGUUAUAAAAAAUAAAAUUAGUU